CAGGCAUCUGCCGAGCCGCUUCGUGAGCGGCGCAGAGCGGCCCGGAGCGGCUGGGCGGCUGGCUUUCUGCAGCUCCAGGCAUCCCAGUCUCCUGUCAUCGUGUCCUCAUCCCUGCCUACUGUUCCUGACCGUAGCUGUUUUAACCUGGGAAAGGAGAGUAAGCUCCGUGCGGGUCAGCAACGCCGCCGGGCCCAAGGUUCCUGCAACACCUGCUCUCCAGCGCACAGACUUGCCUGCUGUCGCUGACCUCAGCCAUCAUGCCCCGGGGACAGAAGAGCAAGCUCCGUGCUCGUGAGAAACGCCGCCAAGCCCGAAGUGAGACCCAGUGUCUCCAGGAAGCUCAGGCUCUCAGGGCACAGGAAGGAGAGACCCCUUCCUGCUCUUCUCUCUCUGGAGAUGCUGCUCCAUGCUCCUCUGCUGCUGGGCUUCCUCCGAAGUCCCAAGGAGCUCCACCCACUCCCGCUAUUGCAGGUGCGCCUUCACACAAAAAAUCUGGUAAAGGUGCUAAGGGCAAGAGGCCUGAAAGGGCAACUUCCUCUACGGCCACACGCUCUCCUGCGAGCUCAGAAAAAGAUCUCUUAAUGAAUAAGGCAGAAAUGUUGAUGCACUACCUGCUGUACAGGUAUCAAUUACAAGAGCCUGUGAGGAAGGGUGGAAUGCUGAAGAUUAUCCACAAAAGGUUCCGGCAGCAAUUCCCUGAGAUCCUCAAGAUGGCUGCUGAUCAGGUCGACCUGCUCUUUGGUCUUGAGCUGAAGGAAGUCAAGCCUGGGAGUGGCUCCUACACCCUUAUCAGCAAAUUAGAUGACCGCAACAGUGGCAGUCCAAUGGGUGGCUUGGACUUCCCCACAAAUGGGCUUCUGAUGCCUCUCCUUGGGCUGAUCUUCUUAAAUGGUAACUCUGCCUCUGAAGAAGAAAUCUGGAAAUUUCUGAGUAUUUUGAAGGUUUAUGAUGGGGAGGAACACUUAAUCUUUGGUGAGCCACGAAAGCUCAUCACCAAAGAUCUGGUAAAGUUAGGGUAUCUGGUAUACCGCCAGGUGCCUCAUAGUGAUCCUCCACGCUGUGAAUUCCUGUGGGGCCGAAGGGCACACAUUGAGACCAGCAAGAUGAAGGUCCUUGAGUUUUUGGCCAAGAUUAAUGAAACCAUCCCUAGUGUCUUCCGUUUCCAGUAUGCAGAGGCUUUGAGACAGGAGGAAGAGAGGGCUGACACCAAAGCUACAGCCAAGCAUGGCCAUACUUCUCUAUUUACUUGAAGUCCUAGGGGGAACUCCAGCCACUAUACCCCUCAGUGAGUUGUAAGAGUCACGUUUUGCUGUAUUUUUGAGGAGGGUUUCCUUCCUUACAGGUAGUUGGGGGUUGACAUGGAGAUCAUUAUACAUUCCUAUAUUCCUGUUAAACUCUUGUAUCUUUCAAAUGUUUUUUUUUUUUCCCUUUUGGUAGAGUAUUGGUUUAACUUCAGAAUGCAUGGUUAUGAAUUAACCAGCUCACACAUAUAUUGUUGCCACAAAAUUAUGCGUAUUAAUUUUAGCUUUCUUUAACACAUUUAGAAAUCUUCGUUUACUUCUUUGUGUUAAGAGUAAAUGCGUGGCUUUGGAAUGGAGGUAUUUCUUGGCAAUGUGCGAAAGAGCCCCCCAAAAUAUAGCUGGGGUCUUAAAGCAGUAAUAGCGAAGUGAAACAUACUCAAAAUACUGGUUUGCCUCUUUUUUUGUAAAGUUCAAAGAGAUGUACCUUGUUGCCUUUAACUGAUUCAAGAAUACGA
Messenger RNA from Heterocephalus glaber (naked mole-rat), 1756 nucleotides. Its product is annotated as melanoma-associated antigen B1. Gene Ontology annotation, cellular component: nucleus. The record is from RefSeq and is a predicted model, not a curated record. Lineage: Eukaryota; Metazoa; Chordata; Mammalia; Rodentia; Bathyergidae. Gene Ontology annotation, biological process: negative regulation of transcription by RNA polymerase II.